Drosophila melanogaster (fruit fly) is the source of this 6457-nucleotide messenger RNA. RefSeq lists its product as uncharacterized. NCBI's taxonomy places the organism in Eukaryota, Metazoa, Arthropoda, Insecta, Diptera, Drosophilidae. The record is from RefSeq and is marked reviewed. The transcript is spliced from 4 exons. Bases 377 to 4039 code for a protein of 1220 amino acids.
UCAAUUGCGCCUCGCACGUUGGCCAGGCAGCAGGUCCUUGCGGCAACAACCGACAUCGGCUAGAAUCGUUAACCGAAAAAACCGAGAAUAUCCUUCGUGGCCGGCUUGCGAACUACGCGUAGUAAGAACUGAACUGAACUGAAUUGAAGCACAACAGAACUCGCAACAUACGAAGACUUUGCCGGUUUCGAUUGUGUGUGGUGUUUUUGUGUUUUUUUUUUUUUUUGGCAGUGCUUUCUCGCAGUUGUUGUCGCUGGGGUAAGGAGGUCCUGUAUCCUAUAUACCAUAUCCUGCAGCCUGCUGUUCAAGUACAGUAUUCCCCCCGGGCGAACCGCGUGUUAUUUCCGCUUCCGUGUGCGUGCAAUUAGUGGGCGGCAUGGCGGCGCAAAGCCGCCGCUACAAAAAUCGCAGGCCCAAAUGCUCCAAGACAAUGUCAUUGGCGGCACUGAUUUUGGGUCUGAUGGGUCUAGCGUUGGUAACCCUGGCAGCCGGAAAUGACGCCAUUUCCGCGCCGAAAGCGGGAAAGGAUCUGCAACAGCAACGCCAUCAGCAGCCAUCGGAGAUUGAAGAUGAUGACGGAGCGCGACCGGACAAGGAUUUUGACUUUGCCGCCUAUGUGAAUGAUUUCAAUUUGCAAGAAGAGGCCUCCAUUCCGGAGGACAUAUUUGACCAGCACGACGGCGACAUUGGGGAUGAGGACAUCGAGUCGGCCCACAUUCAAUAUGCUCCAUCUGCUGCAGCUGCCACCGACGUGGAGGUGGAGACUGAGGAUGAUGUUGAUGAUGAUGAUGAUGUGAGGCUGUUGGAGGAGGACGACGAUGCAUCCGAUGCAGCUGAUAUCAUACUUGAAUCUCAAAGGCCCACUUCAAGGAAUUUCAGUGUUUACCUGGACGCUAAGAAAUACCAAAAUAGCAACAACAAGAAACGUUCCAAGGAGCAAAAGAAGAACAAUAUAAGCCACCACAACUACAAAUUGAAAAACAAUAAAGAGAACAAUCACCAUCGGCUAGCCAAGGAAGCUGCUGCCGGAAAAUCGGAAAUCGAAACGGUCCUUGGUGGCGGGACCAAAUUCACUUCCGGCGACGAGCAGCCACAGCUGGAGGAUCGGGAGCAAGUGGAGCAUGAGGAAAACGCCAACUUUGGCAGGCAAAGUUUUGCGUAUAAAAAAUUGAAGAACAUGCACGAACAGCAAAGUCAACAGGACAAAAAGCGGGGCGAUGAUGGCGACGAGGUGGAUUUACUAGACGGCGAAUAUCCGCCGUCCCAGCUGUUUGAUGCUAUUGAAAUAUUAAAUGAACGAAAAUUUAAUAAACCAUCUGCCCAAUCAACGGGCAAGUCUCGACCCCAGCUGCAGAAAAAGGAUAAAGACAAAGACCAAAUGAAGCAGGAGCAGGUGCAGGAGCAGGAGCAGCAUAAGUCCAGACAGGUGGACGAGGCCAUUGGCGAUAUCGAGGACAAUUUGGAUAAUGAUGAAAUAUUGCCCACUAACAACGGUGAGGACGAAGACGAUGGCGACGAUGCCGACAUCGACGACGACGAGGACAUUAAGUCGGCCAUUGACAAUGAUGAAUUGGCCAAAAAGUACCCAGUAGCCACAUCAACAACCACCAAGGUCCCAACCACUUUGGCUACAUCGAAAACCACCAGCCGGAGCAGCAGCAGCAGCACCACCACCACCACAAUGGCAACAUCCACAACAGCAACAUCACCAUCACCAUCGACAACAACAACGAAACCAAGAACACCAACACCAACAAUUGGCCGCAAGUUGAAGAGGAAUUUCUUUGGUCUGUCCCAGCCAGAAACCAGAUACUAUGGCAGCUAUGAUAUCGGCAGGAUUCGUGCCCAGACCCAGGAAGAUGAUACCACCGAGGAGAAGAAGGACGAGAAUGUGGGCGAGUUGCACUAUUACGACACCAGCGGCGGUAGCAGCUCCAGAAAGUUGGUCAGUUUUGAUCCGGAAAAAUCCGAGGAGAAUUACUUAAGCACCUACUAUCCGGGCAAAAUGAAUGCAACCGAAAAGAAACAGCAGCCGACACAGCAACAUGCAACACGUUACGUGGAUGACGACUAUGCCGAACAACAACCGCCGGUGGAAAAGUCUAAGUUGGAAAAUCCCUGGGAGAAAUCGGAGGAAAAGCCAGAGGAUGCCGGGCAACUAGAGGAUGGCAAAUUGGAAUCUGAUUUGGAAUCUGCAUUGCAGCAAUAUCACGAGGCCAGCACGACCACGCCCACUGUCACCGCCAGCCCCUCGUCGGCAUUUGAACGCUUCAAGGCGCUGCGAAGGAGUCGCCAGCGAACUGGGCACAAGAGUCACAAGAAGCGGUACAAGGACUAUCUGAAGAGGCAGCAUCCGAAGAUGGAGGUGACAUCUCCGCCAGAAAUCGCUCCAGCGGCCACCAUCUCAACCAGGCAUCUCCAAAAGCUGCAGAAGGAGCGGGAAAGAUCCACACACUCUGCACCGAUCUUUGCGAUCGGAUUGCGACCUCAACGACCUUUGGUGGCCACCGGGAAACCCUUCUACGAGGGUCAGGUGAACUACUACGACAAUCAGCAGCAGCUGGAUGUGGAUCUGAAGCAUCACACAGAAAUGGAGCGUUUGAUUGCCCAUGACAAUGGCAAUUGGUAUCGCCGUAUCAGUCCGGUUUUGCGAAAUGGCGUUAAAAGUGAUCCGCCGGUAAAGGAUCACCACCAUCAUCACCAUCAUAGUGGCCAACAUCUGGGCAAUCACCAUCAUCACAGCCACCAUCAUGGUUACAAUCACAAUGGGGCGCACAACCACCAUCAUCACAGUCACAGCCACCAGAAGUUAGGUCAUCUGAAAUCACGUCCUCGUAAUCCCUAUCAGCGGAAGACUUCUGUGGGAAUGGGUGCCCCCAGUGCCCCACCGCCACCGCCCACACCACCGUUGCCACCACCGAAAACUCAACUUGGUCAUCAAAUAACCGAACUGGAACAUCUCGAGAGAUACUAUGCCAAAUGGCCCCAUCUAGCCAGGGUGCAGUUCCAGGUCUACGACGAGCACUAUCGCGAAACGCAUCCCGAACUCUAUAGCGACUAUGAGGAUGACUAUGAGAGUGCUGCGGAACUGGAGGAGGCGCAACAGGAGCGUGGUGAAGAGGCCAAUCUGCCACCGUAUAUCAAGAAGUAUAAUCGGCGAAACAAGCAAUUACUCAAUCUACUGGAGGGCACGCUACCCACACCAACUCUGAGUCCUGGAAAUCCUCUGGGCAGCACCGAAACUGUGCGACUGGACGAUGAGUAUCUGAAGGAAAAGAGGCGACGUUACCACCAACAUCAGCGUUUCGAGGAUUUAUUUGCCCAGCAAAAGAGCAGAUAUAGUACAACACAAUCGACGCCCAAAGAGGAGGUUACCGUGGCCAAGGAGCAGCAGCCAUCAAUCGCAGUGACUACAACAACAUUGCCCAACAAUCAGUUGCCCGAGGAAGAUGCAACCGUUGUCUCUGGCGAGGAAACAGAUCCGGCACCCGAAACUCUGGACUUUUGGCAGCGGGAAAUGGCCAGUAAGGCGGGAAAGACGCGAAACAAUCAACCGGUAGGUUCAGCCUCAACAACUACGCCGAAACCAGCGCUCUUCAAGUUACCAUCGUAUCCAGCCAUCGCCGGCAGCUUUCUGGGCACACCGCGCAGUCGCAGCCGGAGUGCCCAGUUCGUGGCGAAUGUGGCGGGCAGGGGUCAAAGUAGUUGGCCACGUUUGGAGACGGGUAAUACCACGGAAAAGCCCGCUGGCGGAGGAACCACCGAAGUAGGAGCAGCCGGAACAGCCGGUCGAGGGACAGGUGGCGGAGGAGGUGGUGGAAGAGGAGAUCCAUCCCCACUGAACUCCUUUGUUUACCAUCGCGUGGUAGAUGGCAUUGGUGUGGGCGGAGCUGGUGGACCCGCCAUUUCCGGCUUCGUCGGCAGCAGUAGAGGUAAACAGUCGCGUCUGCCAUUCGUGGCCAUCACGGAUCGACGGCUGGAGAAAUCGCUGGCGGAGCGACACAAAGACUUUGAGCAGAAUCACUUUCCGAUGCCUUAAGCCGCGAAUUUGUGCAGCAAUGGAAAAGCUGGAAAAGCUGAAGAUUAAGAUGAAUGGUAAUGGAAAAUUUAACGAUGAGUUGGUAGCAACGAAUGGAAAGGGAAAUUAACGGCAAACUAAAAUACAAAACUAGAAUACAAAAACUCCUUAGGCAAAGAGCUUUUAAAUAAUUAAUAUCAGUAUAAAUCACAACUAGUUCUUUUUGAAUAUUUUCGGUCAAAUUGAGAAUUUAGCAAAUUGAAAGUAAAAAAUUAAGUUGAAAACUUCCGCGACUGAUAUUAUAAAAAUAAGGUUUUUGUUUCGUUUCAACCAAAAUAAAAGUAAAUUGAAUAGGAAAUCUCUUUCGAAUUUCAGUUUUCGAGCCACUAAUCAAGGCGUUCCUCCCCUUAAAUAAAAAUGCGAUUGAAAAAUGUAAAUUCCCCUUUCCAGACUUGUUACCAACUCAAAAUCUAAGCAUAAUUCUAGAACUAUAUUAUAGUCGCCGCUUUCGGAUGUAUUAUUUUUGGUGUUUUAUGUUUUACACGGGAAAGGCAGAAUCGAAUCAAAGGAUAUAUAGAGAUAAUUGUCGAAAACGAUUUUUUUUGUGUGGUGAAUAUAUAUAAAAAAAAAACAUUAAACGAUAAACGUUAGAAAAAGAAAACGAUUAAAUAAAGUAAAAAAAAAAAAUGUAAAACUAAAGUUAAGCGAAACCCCUUUUUUUCUGUAUAAAUAGCGAAAACACUUGUAGACAAACACGUACACAUACAUAAACACGAAUACACACACACACACAGACACACUCAAAGAGCUGUUAGAAAUCAAAAAGUGAUAACCGACAAAAAUAUAAUCAUUUUCACCUUAGUUUCGAUUGGAUAUUAUUUAGUUUUAGAAAGCAUUGCUUUUCGGUGUAAAGUAGCUGAAAAUUAGAAGAAAUUGUUAGCAAAGAGCCUCUUCAACAAGAUGAAAAGAUGAAAUAAUUAGAGAAUUCAGAAAACAAAAGUUGAAAAAAGUUAUUAUUAUAAAAAAUGUAUUACGAAUUCUCACAAGUUAUAAAUGUGUCCAAAAGUAUGCAACAAAAAUGGACAACGUAUUUAAAAUAAUAUAUAUGUAUCUGAAUUCAUGAUUUAACUUCUAUUCUUGCAUACUUUUUGAUACCUUUGUUAAACAUUUCGAAAUACUGGCCAUAUAGAAACAGAACAUGAAGCAUUUUAUGUUUCUUCCGAAAGAAGGAUAAAUGUAGGCCAGAAUGACAGCACUGAUCUCCACACACAAACACACUUAAUGCUUUCCUAUCGCCCUUGCACGCAAAAUCCAUCGAAAUAGGUUUCAAAAUUAAGAGAAAAAAAUGAAAGCGAAAUAAAGAAAAAUUCAAUUUGAGCAGAAAACAAAUAACAAUGUUGCACAAAACUACAAAUAGUUGAAGAAGAAAGAAAAAGUAUAACUACAUAUCAAGUUAAAGAAAAGACAGUUUUAGAUGUUAAAAUAUUUUUUUUUAAACGAUAAGUUUAAUGACAUUUUGUGAAUAUUUUAGUUCAUUUGAAAGUAUACUUUCAAUUAUUUUGUAUUUAAAAGUAUGGCAAAAUAUGAAAUUUAUUUAUGUUAAAUAUGUCAUAAUUUUAGCAGUCAGAAAAAACGAAUAGCUGCAACAGAAAAACAAGAAAUAAAUGUGCAAAAGGAAGAAGAUUGAAAACUCUGAAAGAUUUUGCCCAAAAAGAAGUCGAAAAGUUAAGAAAUUAAAUAUACUUUGUGUAGACAAAUUAAAGAAAGAAAACAACUAACAAAAAUGCAUUUCCACAGCUUCAGUCGAAUCACGAGUUUAUACACACGCACACUGACACAAAGUAUGUGAGCGGAAAUGAAAAUUUCAUAAGCAAGGCGGAUAAAGGAGCGGGCAAAAGAAAGUCGUGGAGAAAGUGGCGAAGAGAGUGCAAUGCGGUGUAAUUAACAUAUCAAAAGCGAAAUGUGAAGAGGAAAAAAUGGCAACAAAAAAAAAAAGCGCCAAGCAAUUAAAACUAAGCGCAGUGGCAAAAUUAUUCUUAAACUGGAUUCAUAAAAGUAAUUUUGUUCUGAUAAGAACAAAUCUUUUUGGCUCAACUUGAAACUUUCAACUUUAAACAAUUUGGUUUUAAGGGAAAGAAAGCGAAACACCGAUUUCGAUUUUCCGGAUUCGCAGAAUCGUACGCCGUUUGUUUGUUGUUGUGUAAUUUAAUUGGAAUUUGAGUUGAUAUAUAUAAAAAUAAAACAGGAAAAUGGGAGGCAGAGCGUAAAAACAUUCAAAGGUAUCAGCUUAUCAAAAAAAAAAAAAAAACAAAAAUAAAACAAAAAAGGAAAAACACAACACAGAGAACACACCAACAUAUACAUGUAUACACAUCUCAUUAUGUGGUAACAUUUUAAUGGAAUGAAAUUCAAUAAAGCAACAAUUUAUUAUUUACGCAU